Messenger RNA from Seminavis robusta, 1057 nucleotides. Lineage: Eukaryota; Bacillariophyta; Bacillariophyceae; Naviculales; Naviculaceae. The record is from the annotation of a GenBank genome assembly.
AGCGCCAUUUGACAACUUCUCCCUGCCACAUAGAAAAAGCAGCAGGUCCAUCCACAACCAGAAGAAGAAGAACGCCUACCAUACAAACAUGGAAGCACUGGCGCAGUAUCAAGAAGAGGUAGUGCAAGUAGUGGCCGAAGAGUUGAUAGGGAGAAACGAGGCAGAAGAGGACUUGUCCAACAGAAGCGAUGACGCCUCAGUAGAAGGCAUUCCAAAGCCCAUGGGCCCAUUGGAUGCGGGUCGAAUGGCUCUGGGAGCCACCGAGCGAUUGUGGGCACUGGAAAUCAAAAACGCUGCCAGCCAGGAGCCAGAAUUGGAGCCACUGAGUGACUUUUGGUAUGCCCAAUUUGCCCUGGUCUCACUCCAUGAACACCAUCAGAAUUUGGAGACUGCUCGAUCCCAUUUGCCUGAUUUGCUGGAGCGAAUGCAGGCAGUGCAGGACAUGCGACAAGAAUUUUUCGUCAGAGAUACCAUCACCCAUGGAAUGGAAGUCAUGUCCAAAGUAAUCCUCGAUAUGCACCCAGGAUUUAUCUUGGCAUUUUCCUAUCAUGCUGACAGGGGUGCCUAUUUGCGAGUGAUCAAUUUGACACAGUUUGACAUGUCCAUGUUCACUCACAAGGUGAAAGUCCGGACUUUCUUGGCAGGCCUUUGGUACAUUAAUCAUGCAACCAUUCCCGACAUGGAAGCCGCCAGACAGGGGUUUGUUCAAUAUGUGGAAUGCAAGGGCUACGAAUGGCGCAAUCCAAACAUGUUCCACGUCAAAGCGUUUUCUGAGGCAGCACCAGUCAUGCAAUUCUACCCCAUUCUCUGUCAACAAACCGUUCACUACAAUACUGGCAUGUUUGUCAAAUUACUGGCCAGCAUGGCAAAACGACUACUACCAAAGCACAUGACCAAGGAGUUUCUAUUUGAAUCAGGAUCCAUCAGUGAAGGUGUUACCAGGCUGGAAGAAAUAUUUACCACACCGACACCCGAUGUGGCCAAUCAACGACUUCUGGAUCGAUUGAAAGAUGCUCUGGAACGGCGGUAUCAAAAUGAAGCGGCCUUUGUAUUAUGA